This is a messenger RNA of Danio rerio (zebrafish), 2663 nucleotides long. It is a transcript of the gene rhoca, whose product is annotated as ras homolog family member Ca. Gene Ontology annotation, molecular function: G protein activity; GTP binding; GTPase activity. Gene Ontology annotation, cellular component: plasma membrane. The record is from RefSeq and is marked provisional. Lineage: Eukaryota; Metazoa; Chordata; Actinopteri; Cypriniformes; Danionidae.
GAGAAAUUCAUACACAUUCAGCCCAAAACUCGGACGCGACAGGCAGUUAGGCACCUAAGAGCAAACAGGAGCUAUGGCGGCUAUCAGGAAAAAGCUGGUGAUCGUGGGAGAUGGAGCAUGUGGGAAGACCUGUCUACUCAUAGUGUUCAGCAAAGACCAGUUUCCAGAAGUCUACGUGCCUACUGUGUUCGAGAACUACAUUGCUGACAUUGAAGUCGACAGCAAACAGGUGGAGCUGGCAUUGUGGGACACAGCAGGACAGGAGGACUAUGACCGUCUCAGACCUCUGUCUUACCCAGACACAGAUGUCAUCCUCAUGUGCUUCUCCAUAGACAGUCCCGACAGUUUAGAGAAUAUCCCAGAAAAGUGGACGCCGGAGGUAAAGCACUUCUGCCCCAACGUUCCCAUAAUCCUGGUGGGCAAUAAGAGAGAUCUGCGUACUGAUGAGAACACACGGAGGGAGCUGACUAAGAUGAAGCAGGAGCCAGUUAAAAUAGAAGAGGGCAGGGACAUGGCUAACCGCAUUAGCGCCUUCGGCUACCUGGAAUGCUCAGCUAAGACUAAGGAUGGCGUGAGGGAAGUUUUUGAAAUGGCCACCAGAGCGGCGCUGCAGGUUCGCAAGAGGAAGAAGAGGAGCGGGUGCUCACUGUUGUGAGAGAAGCUUCCGGUAUUUUCCAGAAUGAUCUCUCAGAUGACCAGGAAAUACCAAACUCUACACACACACACACACACACACACACACACACAAAAAAUAUGUCUUGACCAAACAACAUAAAUACACUGGACUGUAUGUCACAUUUCAUGCAAACCCACAGGUGGAAACGGAGGAAAGUAAAUAAAAUAUGCAUUAAACAGGAUGGCAGGAUAUACACGCACAUAUAGGUAUACGUUUUCCUGUUUUUUAGAAUAACUUGUUUUCCAGUUUGUACUGUAUGGAUGGCAUCAGUCAUAAUGGUAUGUAUUUUUGCACAUUUAUCAACUGACCAUUAUAACUGAAUCUGGUAAGAGGACAUUUUUACAUUUUAAUGUAAUCAAAACUAAUAUCACAAAAUGGAAAUCUCUUAAUAGCACAGAAUAAUUUGGUAAUAAAAACAGUGCCUUCAUGAUCAUUCCCUCCACAAUUUGAAUGUAUAAAAAAGUGCAAGUUUUGAGCUUCUCCUUGACUUUAAAACUCUUUUCUAGUAGUGAAUAACUCUAUGAGCCAAUUAAAUGUGUUUAAAGGUGCAAGCUAUCCUGUAAUAAAGAGUAUUUCUAGCUUUUGCAUUACCCUAAGUAAAUACCAAUUACAUGUCAUCACAUUUUGAAAGCUUGGUGAGGUCUAAAAAACCAUCUGCUAACCGGUGGUGUGACAUUUUUCUUUUAUAUUUUCUGUUUGUCGUCCACACGGGCGUAAACAUACAUGUGUGCAUGUGGAUUGAGCUGUGUAGAUCCUAAACUGGUUGAACCUGCCUGAAUACUCGUCACUGAGCUCAUGCUGUCACAUAAUCUGACUUAUUGUUCUCACAUUAGCCGUCUUAAAGGGACAGUUCACCAAAAAUGAGAAUGUGCUGUUUAUUUAUUUACUUCAGGCCAUCCAAGAUGAAGGUGCUUUUUUUCUUGAGUGGAACAUCAAAGGUUUUUUGCUGAAAAUGGCUGCCAAAAAAAAAAAAAAAAUUACCUUUGGAUAUUGAUGAUACCAUUAAGGUUGGUUUAUAAUGCUUUUUAUUUAAUCCUAAAAACUCCUCAAUGUUCUUCUGAAUAAAAUGUCAUCAUCUUUUCAAAUGGCCAGAGGGAAGUGGUAACCGUUCACUAAAUCCUAGAACAGGGAUUCUCAAACUCUGUCCUGGUGUCCUGCAAAGUUUUGCUCCAACCCCAAUCAGACAUCGGGGCUAGUUAAUCAAGCUCAUUAUCCCUGAUCACACUGCACUCUUCACCCCAUAGACUUACGCAUGCAAAUGCGGCAGAUCGUGUGACAAGUUUCGCAGUUCACUGCAUUUGUAAGUUCAAGUUUGGUGAACUCUGAUCUGUGAAAUUGCAUUAUAUGAAUGCGUGAGACCAAUCGAAGAUCAAAACAUGACCUCUUUGGGCAAAAAUGUAAAAUAUGGACCAGUCACUUGCUUUGUAAAUGUCUGAUCAUCUUGCUUAAUCCAGUUUCUUUUCGCAGCUAUACAACAGAAUUUAGCACACACAAACUCUAAUGUGUAGCAUUAAUAGGCUUUCUAGAAACAUCCUUGCAGGGGUGUUGAGGCAAGUUGGAGCUAAAAUCUGCAGGACACUCGUCCUCCUUGUCCAAGUUUGAUAGCCCCUUACCUAGAACGGCAAAAUUCCCUGUGAACAUGCAAAUAACAACAGCAUUACUGAACAAUGAACCCACAGUACACCUAAACAGUGCAUGAUGACCUUUUAAACAUAAUAAUAGUGAACAGUGUUAUAUUAAAAACAAGUCUUUUCUUGUUGUUCCAACCUUUUGUUUUGUUAGUUUUAAGUGUAAAGAAAUAAAAUAAAUAAGACGCUAUAUUAAAUUAUAUACUAUUAUUAUUAUUAAUAUUAUUAUUACUUUAGUUUUUCUGCUGUCAUUCCCCAUAUUUAGAUGUUACAUUUAAACAUGUUCAAGAGUUGUUACUAAUGGGUUAAUGUGCUUAUCCAAGUAAAGUCAAAUAAAAUAUUUUAUUUAUACACCCUCA